AUGCACUAUGUGGUACUAGAGCUGCAAGUUGCGCAUUUGCCAGAUACCCCCAAGGAUCAAUGUCGCAUUGCGAAUAUAGCAUUUCAAAUUGUGAAUGCUGAAACAUUAGUAUGCCAUUAUGGGACCAAUUCUUUACCGAGCAUUGAAGUAAACGGGACGACAAAGAGUUUGGAGAGUGCAAUGGUGCAAUUGGACAAGGAUAUUCAUGACGUUAUUGGUAACGACGACUUUGUUCUUGUUUCCCUGUAUUCAACAUGGCAUAUCCGUGUUACCUUACCACGUCAAGCGAGAGAUGAUGGGUUUAUUCUUACUUCUUAUUUACAACAUCCGAAAGUAUUUGACUUAUGGAAGGAAUUCGAUAGAUGGUGUGUCAACCAUCCGGAGAUUUUGGGACAAAAGAAAGCAAUCUCCAACAACAAUUGUAAUACUAAAAGUAUUAGUAUUAAUGCAGCCAAAAAUACGAAGGAUUUGGACGAAAUAGUUAGAAUAUUGGAAGUUUCAAUCCCAACUGAAGAGGCAGGCUCUGUUCCAGAGAUAUACUCUCUUUUAAAAAGGACAACGGAUAUAUUAAUACAAUUGCACAAAAAGUGUACUUCCCCUGAAGAUAUGGAAUCUGUCUUAACAAAACCAUAUGACUCACACACCGAUAUUAGAGCGUUUUUGCAAGAGAAAUCUAAGAUUUUGUACAUGAACAAUUUACCGCCCGACACAACUCAAAGUGAGUUGGAAUCAUGGUUUACCCAAUAUGGUGUUAGACCAGUUGGGUUUUGGACUGUCAAAAACAUCGUAGAAGAUACGUCUAACGUUAAUAAUAACUGGAGUCUAAAUAACAGUCCCUAUGUGGAAGAUCAAGAUAGUAUCUCAGGAUUUGUUGUCUUCCAAACACAUGAAGAAGCAACUGAAGUACUAGCGUUGAAUGGGAGAUCAAUCCUAUCUAAUCUGGCAAACACUAAGCAACCAAGGGUGGUGGAACAUGUCCUUGAGCUUCAACCUUCUUCCACCGGAGUACUCGAUAAGGCUCAAGAAAUUUUAUCGCCUUUCCCUCAAAGUAAAAACAAACCAAGACCAGGUGACUGGAAUUGCCCAUCUUGUGGUUUUUCAAACUUUCAAAGACGUACUGCAUGUUUUAGAUGUUCUUUUCCGGCACCAUCAAAUAGUCAAAUACAUACUGCGAACUCAAACAAUAAUGUUAACAGUAGUAGAAAUAAUUUAAACAAUCGCGUGAACUCGGGAUCUUCAAGCAAUAUUAGUAACACUGCAGCGAAUCACCCCUAUGGUGCCCCUGAGUUCAACAUGAUUGCUAACAACACGCCAGCAGCUUUAACAUACAAUAGAGCUCAUUUUCCUGCAAUUACGCCAUUGUCGCGACAAAAUUCAUUGAACAUGGCACCAUCGAACAGUGGGUCGCCGAUAAUUAUAGCGGAUCAUUUUUCGGGAAAUAAUAAUAUAGCCCCAAAUUAUCGUUAUAAUAAUAAUAUUAACAAUAACAACAAUAAUAUUAACAAUAUGACCAAUAAUAGAUAUAACAUUAAUAACAACAUCAACGGUAAUGGGAAUGGUAAUGGGAACAACAGUAAUAACAAUAACAAUCAUAAUAACAAUCAUAAUAACAAUCAUCAUAAUGGUAGUAUCAAUAGUAAUAGUAAUACCAAUAAUAAUAAUAAUAAUAACAAUGGUAACAAUAGUAAUAAUUGUAAUUCCAAUAUCGGUAUGGGAGGAUGUGGCUCCAACAUGCCAUUUAGAGCAGGAGAUUGGAAGUGUUCCACGUGCACGUAUCAUAACUUUGCUAAAAACGUAGUGUGCUUACGCUGUGGUGGUCCAAAAUCAAUAAGCGGCGAUGCAAGUGAAACCAAUCAUUACAUAGAUUCAUCAACAUUUGGACCAGCGUCGCGUACUCCCAGUAAUAACAAUAUUUCUGUUAAUACUAAUGGUGGUAGCAAUGCUGGUCGCACCGAUGGGAACGAUAACAAAGGUCGUGAUAUUAGUUUGAUGGAAUUUAUGUCACCACCGUUAUCGAUGGCAACAAAGUCAAUGAAGGAGGGAGAUGGGAAUGGUAGCUCGUUUAACGAGUUCAAAAGUGACAAAGCUAACGUUAAUUUUUCCAAUGUUGGUGAUAAUAGCGCUUUCGGUAAUGGUUUUAAUAGUUCAAUACGUUGGUAG
Saccharomyces cerevisiae S288C is the source of this 2160-nucleotide messenger RNA. It is a transcript of the gene NRP1, whose product is annotated as Nrp1p. Gene Ontology annotation, cellular component: nucleus; cytoplasm; chromosome. Gene Ontology annotation, molecular function: RNA binding; nucleic acid binding. Bases 1 to 2160 code for a protein of 719 amino acids. The record is from RefSeq and is marked reviewed. NCBI's taxonomy places the organism in Eukaryota, Fungi, Ascomycota, Saccharomycetes, Saccharomycetales, Saccharomycetaceae. The transcript has a single exon.